GCGGAGCUUACGAGCUUCGGAAUACCCGCCGCGGGCACGGCGUGAUCCGCGGCUGGACAUGGCUUUCUUGGCCCGAUCCCUGGGUCGCCUGUGGGGCCCCGUCAGUAGGUCGGCGGCGCUACUGGGUGCCAGGUGGCUCCAGCCCCGGGUCUGGCUGGGGCUCCCCGACGCCUGGGGGCUCCCCGCCACGCAGCAGACCCGGGGCAAGGCGCGCGGGAACGAGUAUCAGCCGAGCAACAUCAAACGCAAGCACAAGCAUGGCUGGAUCCGGCGCUUGAGCACGCCGUCCGGCGUCCAGGUCAUCCUUCGCCGCAUGCACAAGGGCCGCAAGUCGCUGAGCCACUGAGGAGCGCGACGCUGCCGGCGGGACUCCAGUGAAAGCAUUUCCCUCGCCUCGGACCUCUCCUGCCGCUGUUUUUGUGGGGAGCAGGGACGACUCAGACAUGAGUGCUUCUCAAAUUGUGGGGUUGGCCCAGGGGGAGAAGUCUGGGGUUGGACUGAAAGGGGGUGUGGGAAGGCAGACCUUGCCAAGUCCCUUUUUACGCAUUUGAAUUAGGAAGAAUUUCGAACAUACGCCUGCGGUUCGCGGAACAGUACAGUGAAUCCCCGUGUGCCCAGCACACAGCUCUAACCACCAAUUACUAGCAACCCAGCCGCCCCUUCCUGUGUCAUUUGAAGCAAAGUUCAGGCAUUGGGUUAUUUCUUCCGUAAACAUUUCAGAAUGUAACUCUCCAAGAUAAGGGCUCUUUAAAACAUAAUCACAAAACUUUUCACGCCUAAAAAAGUAGUCGUCAAUUCCUUAAUAUCUUUAAAUGUCUUUAAUAUCGAAUAAAUGUUCAAAUGUCCACUUA
Diceros bicornis minor is the source of this 851-nucleotide messenger RNA. It is a transcript of the gene MRPL34, whose product is annotated as mitochondrial ribosomal protein L34. Gene Ontology annotation, molecular function: structural constituent of ribosome. Gene Ontology annotation, biological process: translation. Gene Ontology annotation, cellular component: ribosome; mitochondrial large ribosomal subunit. Bases 59 to 346 code for a protein of 95 amino acids. NCBI's taxonomy places the organism in Eukaryota, Metazoa, Chordata, Mammalia, Perissodactyla, Rhinocerotidae. The transcript is spliced from 2 exons. The record is from RefSeq and is a predicted model, not a curated record.